AUGUUCAACGGAAAUUUAUCACCAGUAAACUCCAGCUUCAUCGCAAUGCCACCAACCAUACCUACCGACAAAAGAGAGGAAGAAACAGCUGUCCCACCAACGUCCUUUUCCAGGCAGACGAACAAAGUCAGAGAUUUCUUCUCCAUACCGGCACCAAUAAAGACCCUAUUUGAUCUGGUACCCGUCCUGGUGUAUCCUCCCAACGGCCUUCCACAGCGUGCGCCCAAGCCUGCGAGGAUACCAACUCUCUAUGUCUUCUCCAAAAAGGAGGAUGCGGCCACGGGGAAACCGAGUUUCAAUCCUGGUUGUUUGAAGUGGCAGGCAUUUCUCAACAUCGCUGGUAUCAAUCAUCGUUUAGCGGCCUCGAAUAACCAUGCGUCGCCAACGGGUGUAUUGCCAUUCCUGCUCCCAGGAGCGUCUUCCUCGAAUGCAUCUCCGGACGCUCUGCCCAUACCCUCAAGCAAGCUUGUGAAAUAUGCAGCGGAACAUGGAGCACAUGUGAAAGAGCCAUUAAACAUGCGGUACGAAGCGUACAAAUCGCUACUCGACCAUCGGAUCAGGCAUGCUUGGCUGUAUACUCUCUACCUCGAACCCUUGAACUUCAAUGCAGUCGCGUACCCACUUUAUGUAUCUUCGAUCUCGACAAGUCCCUUCGUACGAGCAUCUAUAUCUCAUCAACUGCGCGCAGCAGCGGAGGCGGAACUGUUGAAAAAUUCUUCCAUCAUCGAUAUUGAUGAUCUGUACAGCGAAGCCGAUAAGGCAUUCGAGGCACUUUCCAUAUUACUUGGUGACGAUCCUUGGUUCUUUGGAUGCGACAGGCCAACAUUGUUUGAUGCAAGUAUAUUUGCCUAUACGCAUCUUCUUCUUGACGACGGAAUGGAAUGGAAGGAAAAAAAAUUGUGUAGGGCCUUGAGGAGGCGGGAAAAUCUUGUACAACAUCGCGAAAGGCUGCUUGUACGAUAUUUCGGUGGAUGA
This is a messenger RNA of Glarea lozoyensis ATCC 20868, 975 nucleotides long. RefSeq lists its product as uncharacterized. Gene Ontology annotation, cellular component: SAM complex. Gene Ontology annotation, biological process: mitochondrion organization. The transcript has 3 exons. The record is from RefSeq and is a predicted model, not a curated record. NCBI's taxonomy places the organism in Eukaryota, Fungi, Ascomycota, Leotiomycetes, Helotiales, Helotiaceae. Bases 1 to 975 code for a protein of 324 amino acids.